GUCUUUGAUCACGUGGUCCCAAAGCCGGCGCCGUCGUUCACGUGAUCCUAAAGACGGCGUCGCCGUACCAUGUGACUGACACCGAGUGAAGCGGCAAGAUGGCAGCCGUGGAGGGGCCUAUUCAGAGGCUGAGUUACAGUCACAAGAAGUUCAGAGCCUUACUUAAGAAAGAAAAACGUAAGCGAAAGCGUCAGGCAGCGGCCAAACAGAGAGACGAAGAACUAGUUUGUGAAGAUGAGGUAGAAGAGGCAGAAGAGCCUGAAGAAGAGUUGGAGGCUGAAAGGGAGCGUUUGCAUUUAGAAUGGUUGGAGAAAGAAAAGAAGGCACAGGAGGAGUUCCAACUAAAAAAGGAAAAGGAAGCAGCAGCACAGAAAAGGCAGGAAGAGGAGGAGAGGAAAAUCCGCGAAGAAUGGGAACAGCAGCAGAUGAGAGAAAAGGAGGAAGUGGAGCACAAACGUCAGGAGCGAAGAGAACGAGAGGAAGCUGUUCAGAAAAUGCUGGAUCAGGCGGAAAGUCAGAUUGAGAAUGGUGGCAUGUGGCAUAAUCCAGAAGCACCAGAAGAUUAUGGAACAGAAAAGGAUAAGUCAUAUUGUCCAUUCUUUCUUAAGACUGGGUCUUGCAGAUUUGGUGAUAGAUGCUCUCGUAAACAUGUUUACCCAGCAUCAAGUCAGACUCUUCUUAUCAGAGCCAUGUUUAUUACUUUUGGCAUGGAGGAAAGUAGGCGAGACGACUAUGAUACUGAUUCUGGUCUUGAGCAUAGUGAAGAGGACAUUUACCAGCAGUUUAUAGAUUUCUAUGAAGAUGUGUUGCCUGAAUUUAAGAGCAUUGGAAAAGUUAUACAAUUCAAGGUCAGUUGCAAUUAUGAGCCACACCUUAGAGGAAAUGUAUAUGUUCAGUAUCAAAAAGAGGAGGAAUGCCAGCAGGCCUUUGCAUUAUUCAAUGGGCGUUGGUACGCAGGCAAACAGUUGCAGUGUGAAUUCUCACCAGUAACCCGAUGGAAAACAGCAAUAUGUGGACUUUACGAAAGGCGCAAGUGCCCUAGAGGCAAACACUGCAAUUUCCUUCACGUGUUCAGGAAUCCUAACAGUGAAUUUUGGGAGGCUGAUCGAGAUCUUUGUAUGUCACCGGAUCGCAGGAAGUUCCAUUCUAACAAGUAUUCUGAGAGGCGAGAACGAAUCAGCCAUCGUUAUGAUAAUCACAGUGGAUCCAGGAGGAAGUAUAGUUGUAGUCCAGACAAAAAGCAGAGGAGGUCUGGAGAGCCUGAAAGGAAAAGGAAGAGAAGUAGAAGCAGAGAUAGGAGAUGGUUGCAGAGGUCCAGGAGUAGGAGCCAGGACAGAAAACGGUCCCGAAGCAGAGAGAGGUAUCGCAGAAGCUGGAGUAAAGAAGUUCGCAAAUCACAGAGGUCCCGGAGCAGAAGUCAAGACCGAAGGAGGUCCAAAAGUAGAGAGAGGUGUCGGUAUAGGUCAAGGAGCAGGAGCCUAGAUCAGUCAUUGAGCAGAAGUCGGUCUAGAUCCAGGAGCAAUAGUCAAGACCAGUCCAAUAUCAAGGACCCAGAGACAGAGAGAUCACGGUCAAGAAGUCGAAGUCCUUAUCAUGGUUGGAACAAGAAAAGCAAGAGGGAAUCAGAAAGCAAAGAGAAAAGAAGUAAAAAGAAAACAAAGAAAGGUAAAAAAAACAAGCAUAAGUCUGAAACCAAAUCAAAAGACUCCAAAACAAAAAGACUAGAAUGUGAUCACAGACACUUGCCAGCUAGUUCAAUAGUAAAGGAUACACAAGUCACUUCAGAUCAUCCUGAUCUGAGAAGCUUCUCUACAUCCCCUAGUGCAAAGAGCUCUGAAAGUGAUACCACAACACCUGCCAAAGUGGAUGAAACAAUUGAAGCAGAAACAGUUGAUGAACGAAGGUGAAGUGCUGCAAGAUGCUUUGUCUUUGGCUCCCAUAGAAACACUGCAAAGCCAAAGAGAAAUUAAGGGACUGCUCUCCUGUUGUAGGAUUGGAAAGACUGGUUGGAAAUGCAUGCUGUUCGCAUUUGGGAGUAUCCUGAAAGAAUGCAGAAUCCUUUGUAUUUUGGGAGUUAAGAUCAGUUUUGCACUAGUUUUGUUGCACAUGUUGAGCAACUGUAAUAGUGUGCUAUCAUUGCAAUUUCAGAAUGAGAUGAAACUUCUGUACUGUACAUGACACUGUACUUCUGUCACGUGCCAGAUUUGCCUGCUUGAACCAGUACUGGGACCGUGGCUGAUGGAAUGUAAAUUUAAAUGCAGUUGUUAAAUUAUAAAUGUUACAUUUUAGUCAGUUUCUUGUAUAUAUGGAUUUGUAAAGGAAGCUUACUGUCUUGUUUAUGAAGUUAGGACAUGUGUAGCAACUGAAGCUGGCCUUUAUUUCAAUAGUAAAUUAUCAAUGUGGAUUACAUAGCCAGCAUACACUUCCCUAUUUUUCUCAUUCAAUAUCUGUUUUGCUUACAAAUAUCCCACAGCAUGCUCAGUAUUUUUUAUUUGGAGGUAGUGUGUGGAAACAGGCCCUUCCAGCCCACUGAGCUAUGCUGCCCAUCAGCCCACAGCCUAAUCACAGGGCAAUUUAUAAUGGCUGACUAACCUAACCAGUCUUCCUUUGAACUGUGGGUGGAAACCUGUGCGCUUCAUGUAUGAGCUUUCUUGGAGGAUGCUGGAACUGAACUCCGAACUUUAAUACCCCAAACUGUGCUAACAGCUAUAGAAUUAACUUUUAUGCCAUUCUGUAAAUUUUAAAUCUAAUACCAGAACUCAAUAAAAUUGAAUUUACAAGAUUUUAUUUAUCCCAGAGCAAUUGUGACAUGCAAUAUUGGGUAAAAACUGUAGUCUGAGAAAAGAUGCAAUUACAGAAUAUAAGCAAAGACAGCAUAGGUUUUUGAAAAGAAAAUCAUGCUUAACAAAUUCACUAGAUUCUUUGGUGAUGUUCAAGUAAGAAACAAUGAAGUUAGAGUGGGCAAAUAUAUGGUAAGUGGUUAACAUGGAAGAAUAUGGGGUUAUAAACCUUAGUUGUAAAAUACAGAGAGUACCUGAGUGUUGGUGAAGAAGGAAGAUCCAAUGAGACCAGGGUGUCUUGUACACUAAUCAAUGAAAACAGAUAGGACAGCCAAUGCUCCAUUGUCUUCUAUCAAAAGACUAAGUUUAAAGCAAGAUCUUGGUAUGCCCAAUCUUGAAAAUGUAUGCACAGUCUUGAUCUUGUCAUAAAGAGACACAAGACUAAUACAUAGCAUGAUGACAUUAACCCAAAGGGAAACUGAACAGAUAGUACAGUCGGCCCUCCUUAUCCGUGGGGGAUUGGUUCUGGGACCCCCCCACGGAUACCAAAAUUCACGGAUGCUCAAGUCCCUUAUUUAACAUGUCUCCGUGCAGUGGACAUUAGGACCAGGCGGCGCAGCUCUGAAUCCGCCGUGUUUCUGUUCACAAAAAUAAUCACGAUCGAAAAUAAGGUGUUAGUAAUAAAGCGAUCGGAACAAUUUUAAUGGAGCAUGUGAAAGGCCUUGCCCUGAUAAAAGCUACAAUUAUUACUAAGCAACGCAGUGGUUAAAUUAUUGAAAUACGUAUGUUUCUUAAGUGUUUUAUAUGCAUAGAAAGGUAAAAUAUGUACUAUAUACUAAGAAAAAACAUUUGACUGUCACUAAAUAAUACCGGAUGUACCUGUUCCGACCCCAAAUCCGACUUGGACGGACUCAGGAACAGAACUCAUUCAUAACCCAGGGACCGCCUGUACUUUUAAGUCAUUUCUAGAUUACUUAUAAUACCUAAUACAAUGUAAAUGCUAUGUAAAUAUAUGUUAUAGGGAAUAAUGACAAGAAAAAAAUAGUCUGUACAUGCUCAAGCAACAAGUUCUGGAGAGAGAACUUCCAGGUUUUCCCAAUCUGUGGUUUGUUGAAUCCCAAUUGUAUUCCCAAUGCAAACAAAAUGGAUACCAAGAUAAUCUUUAACUCUAAAUGUAUUUAAUGAUAUUCUAGUGUGUGCAGCAGAAUGGAAGAGUUAAAAGUAUUGGACUCACAAAGGUGGACAAAGGGGCAGUAGGAAAACCCUAGAAACAACAGGUCAGUGUUGGGGAACUGGUAAAAGAUUGAGGGACAGGCAAACAGUUAAUGAUGUGGAAUGAUCUAUGCUGUAUGUUUGAUUCCAUAAUUAUUAAUUCUUUUUGCAUAUGGAAUUACCAAUACUCAUCAACCCAAUUCAGUUCUACCUAUGGUGCUGUGUGGAGUUUGCAUGUUCGCCUUAAUGUUAGCUUGGGUUUCUUCCAGGCACACUGGUGUUGCCUCAGGCCAAAGAUGUGCAUGUUGCAAAGUUAGUUGGGUUCUAGAAAUUGCCCCUAGUGUGCAUUUACUUUUUUGGGGUGGGGAGAAGAUAUUGGUAAAGUGUUAAAAGCAAUAUAGAGAGAAUAAAUAAAUGCAUUAUAGAAUUGGUGAAAAAGGUAAUACAGUGCAUCUGUAGUAUUUCAAUAACCCUUAUAAGCAAUUUUUCAUUCCAGGCUGUUGAUGAACAUUUGCUGAAAAAUAAAGAAAAUGCUGAUAAUAGACCUGUA
Messenger RNA from Hypanus sabinus (Atlantic stingray), 4542 nucleotides. RefSeq names its product zinc finger (CCCH type), RNA-binding motif and serine/arginine rich 2 (gene zrsr2). Gene Ontology annotation, molecular function: pre-mRNA 3'-splice site binding; metal ion binding. NCBI's taxonomy places the organism in Eukaryota, Metazoa, Chordata, Chondrichthyes, Myliobatiformes, Dasyatidae. Gene Ontology annotation, biological process: mRNA splicing, via spliceosome. The coding region runs from base 99 to 1907 and encodes 602 amino acids. The transcript has 12 exons. The record is from RefSeq and is a predicted model, not a curated record. Gene Ontology annotation, cellular component: spliceosomal complex; U2AF complex.